AUAAAACAAUUCAGUCAUAAUGAAACAAUGACUAUUCUGUGAUAAAUGUGAUUAAUAAUUAAGUAUUAUUUAAAAGUGUUCAAGUGCUUAACAAAAUGAGAAAAUCUUUAAUAAUACAAAUUUUGUCAACUGCUGUGGUUGCCUUUCAAGCCAGUAUGACUGGUGCUGCCAUGAGCUGGCCCUCCGUGACAGUAGACAUAUUCAAGUCAAACUCCACAGUUCUAUAUAGACCCAUGACACUGCUUGAGACAUCGUUGUUCGGAAGUCUCAUCAAUGUAGGAGGCUUGGUCACGGCACCGUUCUGUGGAACAGUUUUCAAUAUGUUGGGGCGGAAGUAUGGGUGCGUGUUUUUCGGUAUACCAUUCAUGCUAGGCUGGGCUAUAAUCUCCAUCACAUCCGACGUAAACUGGGUGUUGGUAGCCAUGGCGCUCUCAGGCAUCGGCGCUGGUGGCCAGGCUGUUUCUCCCAUCUUCAUAGCAGAGCUGGCUGAAGACUCUGUCCGGGGUGGACUGUCGGCUUGCUCAGGAACUGGGUACUUUUUUGGCAUCUUGGUGUGCUAUAUUAUCGGUGGAUACUUCUCUUACCGGACGAUGGUUCUUCUGCAGCUUUCGAUGUCAAUCUUGAGCAUUGCUCUUUUCAUGACUCUCAAAGAAUCGCCAGUGUAUUUAGUCCUUACUGGGAAAUAUGAGGAGGCGGCAAAAUCCUUAGCUUUUUACAGAUGGAUCGAUGUUACAUCGAAAGAAAUUCAAACUGAACUAGCGAAGAUCAAACGAGAUGUGGACCCGAGCCUUGAUGACUUGCUCGUACAGGAUAACAAAGAAUCUCAACCAGCUACAACUGUUGCUCUAGAAGAAAAUGCUCAAAAUCCAACUGGAAAAAAUACUCAAGAUAGUUUAAUAUCGCAAAUCAAUUUUUUAUGUAAUUCACGAUCCUCAAAACUGGCGUUGUUCAAAACUUCAACCCUGGUAUUCAUGUCGAUUAUGAUGGGAUCACUGGCUGUUCAAGUUUAUGCUGAACCCUUAUUCAAGCUGGCAGUGCCUAUGUUGCCGCCCAAUAUGUGUGCUAUCUUCUUGGCUAUCCUGUUUCUGGUAACCAGCAUACUUUGCGUGUUGCUGGUGGAUAGAUGCGGGAGGAAGAUGCUGAUCAUCGUCUCAUCUCUAGGCUCAGGGCUAUGCACCCUCUUGCUAGGCACGCAGCUGCAACUAAGCUGGGCUCCACACUGGUUCUCAGCGUUACUCAUAUACGCAUACAGUUUCGUUUACACACUCGGGGCUGCCGUCGUCCCGUUCAUCAUUAUGUCUGAAGUCUUCUUGCCCGAGGUCCGCGGCCUCUGCAACAGCCUCGUGACCCUCGUCCAAUGGAGCAUGAGCUUCAUCGGCCUCAUGUUGUUUGAGAUGCUUCAACCGGUCCUGGGUCCCGGCCCCAUCUUCUACGGGUUCAGUGUCAUCUGUUUCUCCUGCGUUCUGUUCACGUGGCGACUUGUACCUGAAACCAAGGGAUUGUCUGUGGAUCAGAUCCAAGAAGCGUUUUUGAAGAAUAAAUGAAUGAAAAAUGUUGUUAUUUCUAUUUCACUUAUUAACAAAUGGGUGCAGGGUUUUAUAAAAGACACAGAAAUCGAUUCCUGAUGGUUUUUAGGAAACGUGAAUUCGUUUUAUGUCAAACAGUGUGUAUAUGUCUCUUCGAAAAACUGCAGUCCCUCGUGGAUCCCAUCUUCCAUGCGUUCAGCGCCGUUUGUUUCUCCUGUGUUCUGUUCACAUGGCGACUUUUGCCAGAAACCAAGGGA
Leguminivora glycinivorella is the source of this 1783-nucleotide messenger RNA. RefSeq names its product sugar transporter ERD6-like 2. The coding region runs from base 96 to 1544 and encodes 482 amino acids. Lineage: Eukaryota; Metazoa; Arthropoda; Insecta; Lepidoptera; Tortricidae. Gene Ontology annotation, molecular function: transmembrane transporter activity. The transcript is spliced from 9 exons. Gene Ontology annotation, biological process: transmembrane transport. Gene Ontology annotation, cellular component: membrane. The record is from RefSeq and is a predicted model, not a curated record.